Messenger RNA from Salvelinus sp. IW2-2015, 4050 nucleotides. Its product is annotated as pre-B-cell leukemia transcription factor 1. Gene Ontology annotation, biological process: neuron development; embryonic organ development; brain development. The transcript is spliced from 9 exons. Gene Ontology annotation, molecular function: DNA-binding transcription factor activity, RNA polymerase II-specific; RNA polymerase II cis-regulatory region sequence-specific DNA binding. The record is from RefSeq and is a predicted model, not a curated record. Gene Ontology annotation, cellular component: nucleus. The coding region runs from base 501 to 1814 and encodes 437 amino acids. NCBI's taxonomy places the organism in Eukaryota, Metazoa, Chordata, Actinopteri, Salmoniformes, Salmonidae.
GGGGGCGGGGGCUUUUAUUCCAUACUCUGGUUAUGUGUCAGUUGCUAGACAUAAGCGAAACAGUAACAGUUUACAGUUGGUGUUACUUUCAACAUCUAACCCUCAGAGAGAGUGACUACAUGUUUCGUCCAUCAAGCUUUCAAGGAAAUUGGGAAUUGCAUUUUACAGGCUUUGCGCACGUCACUUUUGACACGACACGACCCUUUAAGUUGAAUCUGCUUUUUUCUACAGUAGGCUAGCUGUGCAGGAGUGGUCAGAGCCAAAAUCAGCUAUUCAGAUCGGAUUUCACCCAAACCAGCUGGGAGAGAGAGKAUUUGUCAUUUUGAUUCCCUCCCCGAUCCAGGAAAGCUUAGGCUACCAGGGAGAGAGAAAAGAGAGAGAGUGGGUGAGAAAGGAGGAGAGAGACGGGGGGGUUCCAAAGGAAUUUCCAAGGAUAUUUAUUCUGUUGCCGUAAGAAAAGUGUUGGUCAGUUGGGGGCGAGGCAGAGACCGCGGUCAAGGAUGGACGAGCAGCCUCGGUUGAUGCACUCCCACGGCGUAGGCAUGGCCGGACACCCCGGCCUGGCACAGCAUAUGCAGGAUGGCACGGGAGGGACGGACGGAGAUGGAAGAAAGCAGGACAUUGGAGACAUAUUACAGCAAAUAAUGACCAUCACAGACCAAAGCCUGGACGAAGCGCAGGCCAGGAAACAUGCCCUGAACUGUCACAGGAUGAAACCGGCUCUCUUCAACAUCUUGUGUGAUAUAAAAGAGAAAACGGUGCUCAGUAUCCGUGGUUCCCAGGAGGAGGAGCCUCCAGAUGCCCAACUCAUGCGAUUGGACAACAUGCUUCUGGCGGAAGGCGUUUCCGGACCGGAGAAAGGGGGCGGGUCUGCGGUGGCGGCGGCUGCAGCAGCAGCUGCAGCGGGAGGAGGAGUGGGCUCYGACACAAACUCGGCAGAACACUCAGACUACCGGGCCAAGCUUACUCAGAUCCGCGGYAUCUACCACACAGAGCUGGAGAAGUAUGAACAGGCAUGUAAUGAGUUUACCACCCAUGUGAUGAACCUGCUGAGGGAGCAGAGCCGCACACGGCCCAUCUCGCCCAAAGAGAUAGAACGCAUGGUGGGGAUCAUCCACCGCAAGUUCAGCUCCAUCCAGAUGCAGCUCAAACAGAGCACCUGUGAGGCAGUCAUGAUCCUACGCUCCCGCUUCCUCGAUGCCAGACGAAAGAGGAGGAACUUCAACAAGCAGGCAACAGAGAUCCUAAAUGAGUAUUUCUACUCCCACUUGUCCAACCCCUAUCCCAGUGAGGAGGCCAAGGAAGAGCUGGCCAAGAAGUGCUCCAUCACAAUGUCACAGGUAUCGAACUGGUUUGGAAACAAGAGAAUCCGAUACAAGAAAAACAUUGGCAAGUUCCAAGAGGAAGCAAACAUGUACGCCGCGAAGACAGCCGUUAGUGCAACCAGUGUAUCAGCCCAUGGCAGCCAAGCCAACUCCCCCUCCACCCCCAACUCUGCAGGUUCUGCUGGCUCUUUUAACAUGUCAAACUCCGGAGACUUGUUUAUGAGUGUGCAGGCUCUGAAUGGGGACUCAUACCAGGGGGCCGGGGUUGGGGCCAAUGUUCAGUCCCAGGUAGGACCCUCGCAGAGACUAGUGGAUACUCUUCGCCAUGUUAUCAGCCAGACAGGAGGAUACAGUGACAGCAUCGCCGCCAGCCAGAUGUACAGUCCACAGGGCAAUACAAACGGUGGCUGGCAGGAUGCUCCGACCCCCUCGUCAGUGAACUCGCUCACAGAAGGACCCGGAAGUGUUCACUCGGAUACCUCCAACUGAUUAUUUUACCCUCCACACCUUCCAUUCCCACAACCCAUCGAUGAACUGGCAGAGCCAAUCACAGUGUUAAACAUAGAGGCAUACUACACAGUGUCCUGUAGAUUUCAGGGGUGCAUAACUAAAACAACCUUUCCUAAGCUACAGUACUAUGGGACAUUUGAGAUACAUACAGUAAUAGGAAUGUCAGAACAAAAAUCUAAACAAUACAAAAAGGAUGAAUACAAAUGUUUGUUCAGAUUUCACAGGAUAUUUAGAGGGCUCAGGUUGCUUACUCACCUGUGAUGGUUUCACUCAUAUUGAUGAUAUUCAGUGAUAAGAUCAAUUCAGACAACCCAACCUGUAUACUUCAAUUUAAAUGRUUCAUUCUACCUCUCAGCAACUAAAAAGUAAAACAAAUAAUAUGAAAGAACAUUAUUUGUUUUCUGACUAAAACAUGAACUUUGUCAUUGUAUGAAAGAAGCACUUCGUCAUGCUUUGUUUUGCGGUCCCUGCCCCAUUCUAUGGUACGACAUUUGGGCUUUUAAUGUUGUUCCCUUGUUUACAGUGUGUGCUUUACAAACUGUGUUCGCUUUACCCUCUCCCACAGAGAAAUAACCAGGAAGACUUAGAACUUGAUUUACUAAAUGUUUUUGUAUUCGUUUCUCCAUAAAGGACUUGUUGGGAAAGCAGGUCAGCCUAGUGAACUCUGAGGACCCUUCACCCUGACUAGCAGGUCUUCAAUCUGGGUGGAAGGCGUUAGAAAAGGGAAACACGCUGGUAUGAGAAUGCGCAUUGGCUGAUCUAAGGGCUUUAAUGGAAAUUGAGUAGACAAUUGAAUAUACAUUGUAGAUGUGUGUCUUCCUGGUUUAUAAACUUCUGCCCCACGACCCCUUUGAUAUCUUGUCAGAAUGUGGGAGCGCUGUGGGCCAACAAGCACUCACAGGGCUCUGUUCCAAUAUCCAUACUAGUGUACCACUUAGAAUGCAUGCCCAAUACAUGCUUCARUCUAAGUAUGCUAGUGUGGAUAUUGGAWCAGGGGAARGGAGUGUGUGCUAUUGAUUGUCUYAGGGCCUGUGAACAAGAGGAGUGCCCUCCUUUUAAACAACCACCUCAUUGAGUAUCCAUGUGUCUCAUCAGAGGUAAUCGUGUGAAGUUACAGUUAUGUUGUGUAAAAYAAAAUCAUAAAUUCAAUAAACACCUGUCAUCAACAACCCAUACGAGCUUGAUUCACACUAGUCACCUAAUGUUACUGUUAACCAAAACCUUUAUACUUAUUGAUCUAUUGUUGACAUUUUAUGUGUACUUUCAAGAGGUCCUAACCCAUCUAGCUAUAUUCACAUGUUGGAUUUUUUAUUGUACCUUUUGCUAAUUUUCCCAAUUCUGGUGGGGGAUGAUAACCAACUGAACAAUGCUGCCUAAUUGAAAAACAAUGUUGAACAGUCCAAUUCAGAAAAAACAAUUUCUGUAAAAAAUCUUUCAAGGAUCUGUGUAGUAACUGAGUUUGUUUUUAAGUACAUUGCAUCAGAAUCCAGUUAAACAGGGAAGUCGUUACGUUAAUAGGAUUUAAAACAUAAAUCUGCGGAUGCAGGUAACACCAGGACUGAACUUACAGUAGCCAUGAUGCACAGGUCAUGCAUGAGAUGCUUUGUACUCCAUGAUUAUGCUGAACAGACACAAUGUUUUCCUGUGAUUCAGUGUUCAUUACUGUUCAAUGCCCUCUCAUACAAUGMAACUUUACUGUUCUUUAAACCCAGAGUUGAUUUCUGUUUCUCUUUCCAGGCAUUMUUGGGGCAGUUUAAUAUGUAUUACAGUAUAUGACAGCAUUCUUUCUUCCACUGUAUUAAGAACCAAAAACCUACAUUAUAAUGUCACCUGUAUCCUUGCUUUUCACUUCUUCAACUGACUUGUAUGAAUCCUCAGAAUUCAUAAGCAUAUUGAAUGUUGAUGUGCUGAAAGGUCUAAUGUCCAUAGCAAAACUAGAGGUGGGAAAAUUCUUUCAGACAAACAAAGAUGAUAUUUGGACAUUUGAUAUACUGUAUAGUACUUGUCCUUUUGUUGUGUGGACUAUAUAGUUAUUCUUUAGUAUUUGGUUAUUUACUUUUUAUGGUAUGCUAUUGUAUGUCAUGGUUCCCAUAUUCUUGUCAAUUAGCUCUCUCAUGAUGUGAUUAUGUGAACAUUGCCACAUUGUACUUGACUUGCUUUGUUGAACAAUAAUUUAUGCAGUUUCAACAUUAAACUUAUUAUACUAUGUAAUACA